GAUGGAAUCAAAGUUCAUCAAAUGGAGGUUCAAAGACAGCAAUCGCCAUCUUCUGGAAGCACUUGGCAGGUUCAAAGUGUUCGCGGAGUUAAACAAGGACAAUGGGAGCAAACGCAUACAUCUGAGAUAACAGGAGAUCAAGGCCAAAAGAUAACAAGGCAUUCCUAUCAAGCCCAGCACAGCUCAUCAUCGCAUCAACAGAGUUUCUACCAUAGCAGCCAAAAUUCCGGAGCAAUUCAAUUUCGAACACAUGAAACAGAACCGAACUUCCCUGCCUUAAUGCAAAAAGAUGGAAAAUGGGAAGUGCGAAGGGUAAGUGUUGAUGACAAYACGAGAUACGCACCUCAGACAUCCAUGGAAGUACAACCACUCGAACGGAAGGUCACGUURGGUGCCACAGAUAAAAACGCUCCUCAAAGGAAAGAACUGAUGAAAGAAUUCAAACAAAAGGCUCAGACAAAAACCUAUGAAGAUGUACUGGAAGAUGGAACGCACGUCAAAAGAAUAAUACAAACAAGUGGGGGAACUACUUAUGAUGAGCCUGGGAGUCAAACACGAGUUCACAGUGUCAGGGAGCAUGUUGUUAUGUCCAAAAGGUAUUGAAAGCAACCAAGAUAUCUACAAGAAAAAAACGUCCAAGUUAUUUUAUCCCAGCGAUCUAAUUUUUACCUAAACAACAUUGCACUUCAUACGCAAUUGGUGUACGUAUUCCAUGGAUAGUCAUCAAAGAAAGCUAGCAUAAAAAGUGACUCAGUAACUCUUAUUCUGCUAUUAGAAUUAUAAUAUAAAUUGUUAUCACUGAUGCAUAUGUAUAACUACAAAACGGCCCAUUUUGUAGUUACGUUUGCAGAAUUUUAAUUAAUAACAUUUGCGCAAUAUCUUUGACCUGACUAUCAACGUGCAUAUCAAUUUCUUUUUCAAAAUGUAAACAAGAGUUUUAGAUUGACGUUUACUAAAAACGUCAGAGCUAACCACGUGCUUACUGUUUCUUUUUCUGUAUUAACGCAACGUUCUUUUGCAUUUGUACGUAAAUUCGAUCGUUUUGUAGUGCGUGAGCGCAUCACUGAUUCCUUUCAAUUACGUUUUUUUAAUUUUGUAGAGCGAAUCUUUUAAGUCAAUUCGGCGUUGGCCGUGAACGUGAAUCUAAAUCUCUUUAUACUAGUUAUCAACCUUAAGUUGUGUUAUGUUAGAUAUUUGAGCAAUAUUUGAGCAUUUCAGAGGCAGUUGUACGAAGAACGAAGUCUGUAUGUUCAGAAAUAUUCAGUGAAGAAAAUCUUAAACUUUAUCCAACUUUCGUACAACCGUCUCCUGAACUCUCUUGUCAUUUUACGUGACGACUAUUGCUGUCACUGAAUUUUUUAAAUAAUGUAUAGGGAAGAUGGUGAAAAUCAUUGCCAAGUAGAGUUAAAGGAAAAAUUGUGUAAGCAAAGAGAGGAUUUUUAUUGAUUUUCAAGAUAAUAUACAUAGUAUUAUUAAAUGACCUGAAAAAUGUU
Molecule: messenger RNA, 1493 nt
Organism: Exaiptasia diaphana
Lineage: Eukaryota; Metazoa; Cnidaria; Anthozoa; Actiniaria; Aiptasiidae
Exons: 2
Coding region: 22-603 (193 amino acids)
Source: RefSeq, a predicted model, not a curated record